Messenger RNA from Owenia fusiformis, 11849 nucleotides. The record is from the annotation of a GenBank genome assembly. NCBI's taxonomy places the organism in Eukaryota, Metazoa, Annelida, Polychaeta, Sabellida, Oweniidae.
UACAUGCCUGAUGGGAUACCUUGGAGACCUAUGUGAUCUAGAAGAUGAGUGUAUUUUCAAUAACCCAUGCCAGAAUAAUGGGACUUGUGAAUCCAAUGAUACUGGUGAUGCAGAAUGUUCUUGCUUAGAUGGGUUUAGAGGAGAGUUUUGUGAGAUAGAGCUUGGUUGUGCAAAGAUGCCAUGUUUUAACAAUGCAACAUGCAAUAAUACAGAUGAUGGUGGUGGGUUCAACUGCACAUGCAAAAAUGGAUAUUUUGGUGAAUUUUGUGAUCAAGAAAAUGCUUGCAUUUUAAAUAGCCCAUGCCUGAACAAUUCAACUUGUAAUUUGACAGACGCUGGUAAUGUGACUUGCUUAUGCUCAGAUGGGUUCACAGGUGAAUUUUGCCAAAACGUAGAUGGAUGCAGCAUAAAGCCAUGCUUACAUAAUGGAACAUGCAAUAUAACAGAUUUUGAUGGUGGAUAUAAUUGCUCAUGUUUGACUGGAUAUUCGGGUAUAAAUUGUGAAUUAUAUGAUACAUGUAUAUUAAAUACACCUUGCCUGAACAAUGGUACAUGCUUUAACUCAACUUAUGAUGGUAAUUUUACAUGUUUAUGCACUGAAUCAUUCACAGGUGAACGUUGUGAGACAAAUAUCAUGUUAGGCUGUGAUCUGACACCAUGCCUGAACAAUGCAACAUGUAUAAACACUGACAUCCUUGGGGGAUAUGAAUGUAACUGCACAGAUGGAUAUACUGAUGUGAACUGUUCAACCAAGGUUUUACCAGGAUGUGAUAGCUCACCAUGCCAAAAUAAUGGCACCUGUGAGGACAGCUCCAAUGGAGAAAUAAACUGCACAUGUGCAGAUGGAUUUUCUGGUGACUUCUGUGAGCGAAGCAUUGCUGAUCCAUGUUUGAGUGAACCAUGUCCAAACAAUGCGACUUGCACUGGGAAUUCGAACCUUGGAAAUUAUAGCUGUUUGUGUCCUGAUGAUUUCUAUGGUGAUGCUUGUGAAAUUUACUGCAGAGCAAAAGAUGACUGUACUGGGCACUACAUAUGCAAUACAACUGAUGGAUCAAAGAUAUGUAUACCUGACUAUGGUGGUGAAUUGUGUGUCCAACCCAUGGUUGAUCUGAGCACAUGCCCCCCUCCUGUUAAUGCAACUGCAAAUGAUUUCAGUGGUAUAUGGCAGGGUUCCUACCAAUGUGACAAUGGAGUAAACUUCACCUUUAAACUCACACUCUAUCAGGAUGAACUAAGUAGUUUAAAUGGAAGAAUGGAGUUCAUGUCAUCAACACAAGAAGGUUCACAUUUUGUGGAGGGAUUUGUCAGUGAAACAUCCCUGAUUGCAUCACCUGGGGAGUGGAUCAAUGAAGGCAGUAAUAAGUUUUCAAUAUCAGCGUCUUCAGAUUCUAAGUUUGCUAAUCUGACAGUCAGUGUGUAUGAUGAUGAGUGUAACCCUAAUAAUCAUGUCAAUGGGUUUGCAGAAAGACUUCAAGACCAAUGCCUUAACAAUGGUUCUUGCAUACGUGGAGAAUCUUCUGAAUAUGGAGAUUUUGAAUGUUGCUGUCCCAACAAUUUUUCUGGACGCUUCUGUGAAACUCCAUUGGGAUGCAACAGUGACCCCUGUCAAAAUGGAGGUGUGUGUCAUGAAAACAGCAAUGGGAGUCCAAAUUGUACUUGUGCUGAUAACUAUUAUGGACCACUGUGUGAUGUGUACUGUGAGGAAGAGGAUACAUGUAAUGGGCACUUCAAAUGUAAUGAAGUUGGUGCUAAAGUGUGUCUUCUUGGGUGGAGUGGAAAUAACUGUAAAGAGGCAGACCCAUCCUAUUCACACUGUCCUUCAAAUACUAAUUUUACUGAUGUAAAGGGCUCUUGGGUUGCUAAUUACAUGUGCGAUGGUAAGGAUAUGACCUUCGAACUUCAUGUUUUAAUACAAAGUGGUGAUUUCUGGACUGGUGCUGUUGAUUUAUAUGAUGCUGGUGUAUUUAUUGGAAAUCAUAGUAUUAUUCUCCUCCUAAGAGAAGAUGGAGAGAUGAGUUUGAUUAAAACAUCAUGGAUUGUUAAUCCUGGGAGCACAUACUCAGAUAUUUCAUUUUUUGGUGCAAGCAUUGAUGAGGACUUUAAGACCAUUCGGGAUGGUGAGAUGGACUGCGAUGACAGUCCAUUAACCAUAUACAGAAAAUCAGAACAGAAAUGUCAGAAUGGAGGACAAUGUGCAAGAAAUGGUACAUCAGAAUAUUGCUGUUGCCCUGAAGGUUUUGAUGGUGUUUCGUGUGAGAUUCAAAUCUCACCAUGUGAUCUUAACUCCUGUCCCAACAACGCAACAUGUAAUGCAACAUCAGCUACAACAUAUGACUGUAUUUGCCCCGAAGGAUUCACUGGCCCAACAUGCCAAACCCCCCUUCCAUGUAGUGCUACACCAUGCUUUGGAAAUGCUACCUGUUUUGAUAAUCCAGAUGGCAACUUUACAUGUGAUUGCCCUGAAUAUUUCACAGGAGUCACUUGUGACAUGGAGAUUAACCCAUGUGAAAGCUCACCUUGUCAAAACAACGGCACGUGUGAGAAUGGAUUAUUCAAUAACUAUACUUGUAAUUGUCUUUCAUCCUUUGGUGGGGACAAUUGCGAGACUGAGAAGACAAAAGGAUGCAAGCCAACUAGUUGUUUGAACAAUGGUACUUGUUAUGAAAAUGAUAAUGGCUUUGGAACAUGUAACUGUACUAGCUACUUCACAGGACAAAAAUGUGAGACACCACUCUAUUGUGCAAGUAACCCAUGUUUUAAUGAGGCAACAUGUGUAGAAGGAUCUGGCAAUUUUACAUGUGAAUGUACAAAUAUGUAUAUGGGCCCACUAUGCAAUGAAACCAUCCCUGAUAUUUGUGAUCCAAACCAAUGUUACAAUAAUGCCACCUGUAUUGACUUAACCGAUGGAAACUUUACUUGUAACUGCACUGGGAAAUUCGAAGGGAAGUUUUGCAAUGUAACUAAAAUGACCAUGUGUGAUCUUAAACCCUGUGACAACAAUGGAACUUGCAUUGAUCUGCCAGAUGGAAAUUUCACAUGUAAUUGUACUGAACAAUUUAUGGGUGUACGGUGUAAUGAAACUGUUCCCAUGCCAUGUGAUGCCAAGCCAUGCUACAACAAUGCCACAUGUGUCAACCUCCCAGAUGGAAACUAUACAUGUAAUUGUACUGAGUUUUUUAAUGGGACAUUGUGUAAUGAGUCAAUUCCAUAUGGAUGCCAGUUGCAACAAUGUGAAAACAAUGCAACCUGUGAGGAUAUUGAAAAUAGAGAUUUCUUGUGUAUAUGCCCAACUAACUUCACUGGAAGAUAUUGCGAAAAUGAAAUCCUCUUUGGAUGUGAAUCAGCCCCCUGUCUCAACAAUGGGACAUGCAAUGAGACCUCUAUUGGUGGGGAGUUUGAAUGCACCUGCAGUAACUACUUCUAUGGAAAUGUAUGUGAUGUAUAUUGUAAACCACAAGACACAUGUAGGGGUCACUACACAUGUGAUGAAAAUGGAGGUAAAGUUUGCUUGGAUGGUUGGAGAGGGGAUGAAUGUACUACAAGAGUUGAUGAUCGUGACUUUUGCCCUAAAGAAUUACCAACAGAUCUGUCUGGCACUUGGGAGGGCUCCAUGGUGUGUAAUGGAAGCAGUGUGAGCAUAUUGGUGAAUAUCAAUCGAUAUAAUCUCAUCCACAAUGGUACCAUAUCAUUCACAAUCCAUGAAGAGGAAAUAUAUACAUAUACAAAUACCUUCUCAGGAAUUUAUCAACCGGAACCUGAACGGAAAUUAUACCUAGCAUCUGGUGAUUGGGUGGGUGAUCCUCCUAGUGUGUAUUCCCCUAUUGGACUGGCAAUUUCCGAUAUUGAUUAUAAUGAUACCAUGGCAUCUCAAGCUCAGAUUGAUGUUCUGGGAGACAAUGGAUGUACUAACUUAACACUAGAAAGACAAGGUUUCUGCAAGAACAAAGGGAAAUGUCUGGUUGAUACUAUUGGAGGUGAAAAUUCUAAAUACUGUUGCUGUCUAAAAGGUUUCAAAGGUAGGAACUGUGAGAUCCGUAUCAUGCCAUGUGAUAGUUCACCAUGCUUCAACAAUGGUACAUGUGAGAAUGUGAGAUAUGAUAACUUUACAUGCACAUGUUCACCUGGAUGGGGUGGAAAACAAUGUGAUGCUGACAUACCAAAACCUUGUGAGAAUGACCCAUGCUCCAACAAUGCAACUUGUGAAAAUAUAGACGCAGUUAAUUUUAACUGCAAGUGUCUCCCAGAUACAACUGGGGAAACAUGUGAAACAGAAAUCAAACCUGGAUGUAGCUCAUCUCCAUGUGAAAAUAAUGCAACUUGUACUGACUCCAACUUUGGUCACAAUGUGACGUGUAAUUGCACUGAAUUAUACACUGGUGAAACAUGUGGAGUGAGGAUCACAAUGUGUAAUGAGUCAUCAUGUUUGAAUGGAGGAACAUGUGAGGAACAUCCAACAAUGCUAGCCUUUACAUGUAACUGCUCUACAAACUACACAGGAGACAGAUGUGAAACUGAAAUAAUUGAUUGUGAUCCAAACCCUUGUUUGAAUGGAGCUACUUGCAAUGCCACUGGAUUAGCACUUGAGUGCAUAUGUCCACCUCAAUUUGCAGGUGAGCGAUGUAAUGAAUGUAAGGCAGGUUUCACUGGUGAUCUAUGUGAUGAACCUGUUAAUGCAUGUGCCAGUUCACCAUGCAAACAUAAUGGAACAUGUGAAAAUGUUGGAAGCAGCUAUGAAUGCAACUGCACUGAUGGAUACAGUGGUCAGAACUGCCAGAUCCCACCACCAAGUGACACAAGUCUUUGCUUGACAACUCUUCUGUCACCCCUUAACUAUGAUGACAUAAAACAAUACAUAAAAAUGAAGGUCCUUCAAUCUGGCCUUUCUGAAGUGACCCAAUGCAAUUGUGAUAUAGAGAUUGAACUAGAAGAAAACAUUGAAUUCAGAAAUACGGAUGGUGACAGGCAAUGGCGACUCAAAUAUUCAAUUAUUGGAAUUGAUUCUCUCGGAGAUGCUUCAGUUAUUGAACUUGAGGAAAAGUUUAAAGUUGGUGAAAUCAAUGUGCAAAAUCCCAAAGGUGAUAAUUACACACUUUGUGAGAAAGAUCCAGCAUACAAACCAAUAGAUGAAUUAUACACAGUGUAUCUAAAUAGGAUACCAUCAUUGUUACCAAUUGCCAAUUUAACUGAAGCCAUCAAGACAUGCUGGGAGAAUAAGGGAUCUGUUACAAACUGCACCAGGGCAAGAGCUGAUUUAGCAAUACUCAUUGAUUCAUCUUCAAGUGUCAUUGAUUCUGACUUUGAAAAAGUAAAACUAUUUGCCAAAAAUGUAAUUCGCGACUUAAGUGGGGACUUCUCAAUUGCUGUUGUAACAUUCAGUGAUGAUGUCACUAUACAUUUCAAACUGGGUGAAUACCCAGAAAAGGUUGAUAUGUACACUCAAAUAGAUUUAAUACCUAGAAAAUCUGGAUCUACAAAUACAAAGGAUCUUUUUGAGAGGUUACCAUCUGAAAUAAUGGGACCAAACAACAGAAAUGAUGCCAUUGAUAUUGCACUACUUAUCACGGAUGGAGCAUCUAAAGAUGGACCUAUUGAUUCAGCUGUAGCAACAGCUAAAGCUGCUAAUAUUGAGGUAUUUGUGGUUGGUGUUGAGACAGCUGAAUUGUCAGAGAGAGAGUUAGAACUGAUUGCAAGUGAUCCUAUUGGAGAGCAUUUGUUUAUGGCAGCUAACUUCAGCACACUUCCUAAGGUUACCUAUGCAAUAGAGGAAACCAGUUGUGUUGAAAAUCGCACUGUUACACCAAACAUCACCAUAACACAAUAUGGAUUUGUCAAGGAAUAUACGCAAGACAGAAGUGGUGUUUGGAAAGUUUUCUAUGGAGUAGUCCGAAAUGACAAAAUCAUGGACCCUAAUACUCAAAGCCAGCCUGACCUCAGACCUUGUAUAAACCUCCUCAGUCCAGGUGGUCAACAGUUUGAGGUGAUAGAAGAAAAAGCAAAACCAUGUGAUGAUGAGUUUAGUUUCUACAUAGAUUUGGAACAGAUAUUUGUAGAAGAAGACAUUGAUUCAUUUGAAUCAAAGGCGGUCAAUGCCUGGAGCAUGACAAUUUCUCCUUCAGCAUGUAGCUGGGAAGAUCCUGCCCCUGCAUUUAUUGUGAUGAAGGAAAGUUAUGUGAUAUGGAAAUACGACAAAGAUCAAGCUAAAUGUCAAGCUUUGUGCCAGGUUGAAUCAGCAUGUAAAGCAAUUCAGUGGAAUGAAGGCGAAUGUAAACUCUUAAAUACUGCUUUAGAGGAUAUUCCAAAAGAUGAUCUAAGUUUUAAUUCUGAUGAUGAUGUCUUUAUACAGGAUUGUACUCGGUCAGCUCAACUAAUGGGCUAUACAAUGGACGUCCAGUAUCACAGCACAGAGCUGUACAUUGACUUGGAUACAAAAACAAAGCUAUACAGGAUAUUCUAUUUCCUCCUUGUAAACAACACAUGUACCCAGCCUGAGAUUUGGCCCACGAUGAACACCACAUACCUGACUCCCCUGCCAAGUUUCACCAAUGGACAAUAUACUAUCAUACCUCCGAAUCAAAACCUGGUUGUAUCAUAUGAUAAACAUUUUGAGUCACCACUUCAUAGGAAAGCUAGGGAAACUGACUUCCCAAGAUAUGAAGAGGUCCUCACAGAAUUCCUUAAGGCAAAGAAUCAGAAUGACUCAAGAUAUGAUACGCUGAGAGUAUAUGUGUACAAUCAAAUCAGAACAAUUGAUGAAGAUGGGAAUGAUGGAUGGGCCCUUAUAUACUUUGUCCGAAUCAAUCCAUUUUUGUCACCUGAUGAAAUUCCUGAGCUUCCUGAUCUUGGUGAUAUAACAAACAUCACAUCUCUUAAUCGUGAUGAGACUGUGUCUCUUGAAGAUGCUCACUCAAUUUACCUUCCACAUUGGCUAUCUAGGCUGGACUUUGGCAAAAUCAACAUGGCCAUUGAAACUACCAUCAGAGAAUCUAAUAACAAGUAUGAAAAUACCACUGAAUAUAAGACCCGUGUUGACCCUGCUAUACGAGAUGAAUAUGUGACAGCAGAUGGAGACCUCCAAACAAGGUACUACUUUUUCUUCAUUGAGAACAACAACACAAAGAAGCUUGGAGAAAUUCGACCAAUAAACUUAACCAAUUUGAACAGCAAGUUGAACUUCAAUUCUCCCCGUGAAUAUCAAUACAGAGCAGUUAAUGGGGAAGGACUUGAAGAUUAUGGCAUGCAUCACAGUCUGAUUCUAUCCCGCCCAAUUCUCACAAAAGACCUUGAUGCUAUUGGUACAAAACUGAGGGAAGUAUGGGUGAAUAAAGCAGGAGGAUCAUUUAAUGUGACAGGAUUGAACGUGAUCAGACAAGAUGAAGCUUUGAACUUUGUAAACAAAUCAGAUGCUACCUACUGGGAGCUAGCAUACUUUGUGGAGGAGAAUGGAAAAUUGCUCAGCCCUGAGAUUGACUCAGCAAACAAGAACGCAGUCAAAUUAAAACUCAAUGAAUACACAGCAUCUGGUGUAAAAUAUGGAGAUGCACUACUGUCAACUCUUGAUGUGAAUAUAAAUGAGCCUAAUGUUUAUGAAACUAAGGAAAAGCUUUUCAAGAUAAUCGUGUCUCCAGUUGUAUCUGAAAGUGACUACCCUGAGUUUGAGACCCAGUUGUCAGAUAUUUGGACAAACCAAUAUAAAGAAGACUUUCAUCAACCACUAAAUGUUAGCAUUUGUGGCUCACAAACACGCAUGGACAAACAAGGAAACAUAAUGUCAGAGUUACUCUAUCGAGUUAACAAGCUUGAGAAGCCAAAGUUUACCUUGUACCCCAUGGAUGUAAGCGACCCGCCAUUAAACUCAACAACACUGAAAGAAAACCUACAUGUGAAUGCCACUAAUGGUGAAGCUUAUGUGAUAACAACUAAUAUUCAAACAAGAAGACCUGAAAAGGGUUACACAGUACUGUUAGACAAAUGGGUACAAGACUCUGAUAAGGAUAAACUAAAGAAAGCAAUUGUUGACACCUGGGUUCAGGAAAAGAAUAUGACUGCAGAAGCAGUUUCUGUGGAAAUUUGGAAUCAAUACAAAGUUGUGGAUCCAACAUGCAAUGACUAUGUAAAGCUGUUAUACUUUGUGAGUGUCAAUGAUGUCUUGGUUGAUGCGAUGCUUGUUCAAUGGACCAAUGAAAAUAUGGUGGCCCUGAAGACUAAAAUAUCAGAAGAGUUUGGUGAUAAGUAUAUGGCUGUUCAGGACAGGUACACAUGGAACAUAUUGAGUGCAUUCACAGUAUAUGUCAAGGGAAGGAUUUCUGAUUCCCAACUUCCUAAAUUUGAAGAAGCAGUUAAGAGUACAUUUCAAGAGAAUGUCACAGUGAAAGUGUGUGGUGCAGAAUUAUACAUAGGUGAUAGAUGGGAACUCAUCACUGGAAUUAAGGCAUUUGUUACAAUGGAGAGUGAAUUGUUACACUCUGUACUGUAUCCUCCACUUGAUUUGGAUGAACUGGAAACAUCAUUAAACAAAAAUAGAAAGAAGAGGGACACAGCUAGUGGCACUAUAUCUCUAUACAGUGGAUUAAGAAAAGACCCAUAUGAUGACUUCUUCAAUCUGCCUAUUGCAACAUCAAUUAUAUUGACAAAGGGAGAUGCAGAUAAACUCUUUGAUGGAAUAAAAGCAGCAUGGACAACCAAAUAUCCAGAACUGGACGAUGUAACCAUAAGCUUGGGAAAAGUAGAAGAUGCAGUUGGAAAAUUGGGAGUGAUGGUUUACAAUGUUCUGUAUGGACUUUACAAUGAUGGGGAAAAGAUAACACCGAAAGAUGCCUCUGCACCCACUUACACAGACCUAGUGAAUGUUUCCACUACUCCACAGUUCAUGGCAUAUUCUGAAACUAUCACAAUUACAAGCACUGUGUAUUCACCAUAUGUAGGUGGCAACCUAAUUGCUGCAAACAGAGAAUAUUUAGAAACUGGGCUAAACAGUACAUGGGAAGAUUCCUCUAUUAAGAUAUUGGGUGCGAUCCAUCAUGCCAAUCCAACUGACAGUUUUGAUAGGGUAUCUCAAGUGUUAUACUCUGCCCAUAAAGACAAUGUCAUGCUAAAACCUUGGGUGAAUGCUGGACCUUCUAUUAACGAACUGAAUAAUUGGCUUUCUGAGAGAAAUAUUGAUGGACUAAAUAGCUAUGGGGGUGCAAGGCCCAAGAGGGUAUGGUCAGUUAUGGUGAAUGAACCAAACACAAAAUCUGAUGAGGAUAUUAAACAAGCCAUUCAGGAAGCUUGGAAUUCAAACAUAGAAGCUGGUGAGCCAACCAUUGAGAUCAUAGGUGAGGAACGCUACACGUCUCAGUCAGGAUCCUGGAACACAUUGAAGAAGGUUACUUAUAUAGCCUCACUGGAAGAUGCCACAUACACAGAGCUAUAUGAUGUACCAUCGGCUGGGGACAUACAGUGUGACUGUAUGGCAAAACAGGCAUACAGGCUAUUCCUGAAGAAAAGUGAUAGUGAAGUAGAUGUUCAGAGUAUGAAAGAUGCACUUCAGAAGGCAUGGAAGACUGCAAACUCUGGUGUGGAUGACAUCACAAUCAAUGUUCACCAAGAUGUUCUUGAUGAUGACACUUCUUAUAUCAAUGAUGACCAUGAAUCAGUUACUGGUUUCACUUAUACAGUGACAGUAGAAGGUGCAGACCCAAGCCCCGUCUUUAUCCGUCCUCCCACAAAUGACCAGAUCAAAUCAGCUUUGACGGAGAGUGAUUUCACACCAUGUGACUGCAACCCCAAGAGGAAGGGUUCAAUCAUGGUCACACCGAACGUGCUUCCCUCAGAAGUAGAUAGCUUAGAAGAUGAUAUGAAAAAAGCUAUAUUGGAUGCCAAUCCAGGGUUCACAGAAGAUGAUUUAGAAGUAGAAAUAACAGAUUUCAAAAAUGAUAAACAGACAUCGAGUGGUGAUCUCAUUGGAACAAUAGAAUACACCAUACAAAGCAAACUUGGGAAUGAUGUAUCUGACAUUGUUCUACCAACAAUUGACCAAUGGGAUGCUAAGAUUAGUUCUACUAAUAAAGCAAUAUAUACAGGUCAAAUGAUGGACAGAGUUAUAAAUAAUGCCCUGCAGAAUAACUGGGUGAUAAUAGUUAUUGUAUGCAGCGUAGUGGUAGGUGUGAUCCUGCUCAUUUUAGUUCUAGUGAAGUUCCUGAGUCUCCGAAAACAAGAAAAAUUAGAAGAGAAAGACCUUGAAAAACGUACUAAAGAAAUCCAAGAGUCAAAUUACCAUGACAACGAACAAUUUAGUGAGACACCCAAGGUGCAACAAUACCAGACAAGAGAUGAUGAGUCAUGGAAUAAAGUGUUGCGUUAUGAAGCAAGGAUUGUUUAAGUGGUUGCAGUAAAUGUAUGCAUUCAACUUUGAAAUAUAUUGUCUCAUUUAAAAUGACAGCUCAAGGAAAUAUUUUGGACCAUACAGUGAUAUACUUGUACAAUAUUAAUAUUGUUUAUUUGCUAAGAUAUAUUGCAGGUAAUAUAUUGUGUAUAAUACAAAAUGAGAAUAGUGUAAAUAUGCUUAACCACCCUAGACUAAAAUCUACAAUUUUCAAAUCAUUUAAUGGGCCAAAUUUUGAUGUAGAGCAUGGAUGGAUAAUUAGAAAAUUGUAGAUUUUGGCAUGCUGUUAGAGGGUACACAUUGAUAGUGUAGAAGAGUGAUUUUCAUUAUUUAUCUUAGCUUUGUAUUUUCAUUGUAUAAAUUAAAAAGGUAUAAAACUAUUCAUUAAAGAUAAUGGGCAAUUACUAUAUGAUUUGUAUGAUUUGGUAGUGAGUCUUUCAUGACACCCACAUGCCAUAAUUCUAGAUACGGCCUACCUCAUCUUUCUGCAUAUUUAUGUAUAUUAUAUUCUUGCUAAUGCACCAACACAUGGCCAAGAUUUAUCUGUGUCAUUCAUUUUUAUUCUUCAAGAGCAUUGGUUCUUGCAUGACUGAAACACAUUGUACAUGUAGUUUAUUAGUCAUAGAAAUAUCUAUCUGCACAAUAUCAUCAUUGUCAUUUCAUAUUACUUUGGGAGAAACAUUGUAAAAGGCCAGAUCCAAAAAUUGACAUGAGGCAAAAAUGAUUUUAAAAAUCCAAAUUGUUUCAGGACAUCUUUUUAAUAUCUAGGCUUAUUCUCUGUAAUAGGGAAUAAGGAUGUAAAUAAGUGUAAAAUGCUUGUAUAUAGACACUGUAUAUUAUGUACAGAGGCAUGGUAUUCACAAAGUUUUAUCUAUAUCAGAACAUUCCAAAAAGUUGGUUUUCGUCUAAUUUGUAUCUAGAAAAGCAGUACUCUGUACAUGUAUAUGGUAAAUUGGACCUUGGUUAAAUUGCAAGAUUUCUCAGAGAAUGGCAAACAAUUCAAUUCACUGAUUUUUGUUUCUUAAUGUUUUUGUUACUGAUUUAAGGGGCUACAAGCUGCAAUUGUCAUUCAUCAUGUAAUCACCAUGUAAUUUAUAUUCCCUUCUGAUACUGACCAGACAUGCCAGAGAGUAGAAGUUCCAAAAAGCAUUAAAUACUUCAUUUCUAAAUAUACAGUUUUUCCAAGAUUCGACACGAAUGUUUAUAUCCUCUGAGUCUAUUGAAUGUGCAAGUUACAUAUCAUUAUUUUAAGGUACUUAGAGUUAUUUAGGAUGACACUUACAACUAUCAGCCCUUAAAACUGAUUAAAAGAAUCUACAUCAUUUGGAUUUUGGCAAGAGGUAAAACAAACAUCUACUUCUACUUGCCUUGGACUACUUCUAAUUAGAAAAUACAAGUUCUGGAAUUCACAAUUGUGCAUAAUAUGGGUACAAAUACAUUUUUAAAACCCAGUGCUAAAAUGAAGUAAGAUAAUCAAUAUUCCACA